AUGGAGGAGAAGGCUGCAAGGAGCCUGGGUCCGUGCUUAUUCCUCAAGCCGCAGCACCAGCCCUGUUCUGCCUGUUGCCAGGAUAUCAAUGCUUACAACUGUGAGGAGCCCACAGAAAAGUUACCUUUUCCCAUCAUCGAUGACCGGAAUCGGGACCUCGCCAUCCUGUUGGGCAUGCUGGACCCAGCAGAGAAGGACGAGAAGGGCAUGCCUGUGACGGCGCGUGUGGUGUUUGUUUUUGGCCCUGAUAAGAAACUGAAGCUGUCCCUCCUCUACCCCGCGACCACCGGCAGGAACUUUGACGAGAUUCUCAGAGUAGUUAUCUCUCUCCAGCUGACAGCAGAAAAGAGGGUUGCUACUCCGGUUGAUUGGAAGGUUGGAGAUAGCGUGAUGGUCCUCCCAACAAUCCCUGAAGAGGAAGCCAAGAAACUCUUCCCUAAAGGAGUCUUCACCAAAGACCUCCCAUCUGGCAAGAAAUACCUGCGCUACACGCCCCAGCCGUAGGUCUCACCCUGCACAGUGAGCCAGCGGGUGCCAGCUGCCAGUCAUGUGUCCUACAGCGAUUCCAUAGAAACAUCCCACUAUGAUUACAGCCACGGUCUCUAGGUUGUUGUCCUACUGGCUUAUUAAAUGAAAAUGGCACUAAACACCCCGUGGGGUUCUUUGCUUCGUGCCUUCACCAGCAUUCUGUUCUGUUCCCAUGCCUCAGCCUUCUCUCCUGGCUCUCUGAAAUACAGUCUGUAUUUGAGACUCACA
Messenger RNA from Myotis brandtii (Brandt's bat), 756 nucleotides. Its product is annotated as peroxiredoxin-6. NCBI's taxonomy places the organism in Eukaryota, Metazoa, Chordata, Mammalia, Chiroptera, Vespertilionidae. Gene Ontology annotation, molecular function: peroxiredoxin activity. Gene Ontology annotation, cellular component: mitochondrion; cytosol. Gene Ontology annotation, biological process: cell redox homeostasis. The transcript has 4 exons. The record is from RefSeq and is a predicted model, not a curated record. The coding region runs from base 1 to 504 and encodes 167 amino acids.